AUGAAAAAUGCCCAUGGAGAAAAUUGGGAAGAGGAGCACCCAGAUUUAGAUGGACAAAUCGUCUAUGAAGCAGUAGGUAGAAUGCCACAUGGCAGGCUGGGAAUUGCUAAUGAGUUAUUUAGCAAAGCAGAGAAGGCGAAGUUUAAGUCUAAAAGGGUGAUGGCCUCACAACCGGUGCGGUCUGCUAGGGAGGACCGUCUAGAAAGAGAGAACAAACAAUUGAAGCAGGAGAACAAGUGUCUUCGAGGCAUUGAGAUUGUUGUGCAAUCAUUGGCUGAGAAAGGGGGAGUGGACUUUGAUGGCAUAAUGCAAUCAGCUGCGGUUGACUUGUCUACAUCAGAUUCGGAAGGCGGAAUUCAUAGGGGACGAGGUGAUGUGCAUCAAAGCGAACCUGAAAAGGGAAUGGGAAGCAGGAUUGGAGGCAGUACCAGUCAUGGAGAUGAUGAUGAUGAUGACUACUAUGGCAGCGAGGGAGAUGAUGACUAUGACAAGAAUGGUCUAUAUGGUGAUGAGCCAUACUAUGGUGGUGAGGGAUAUAAUGACUAUGAAGAUGAGGAAUAUAAUGAGUAUGGCAAUGAUAAUGAUGAUUGGCCAUAAAAGUCAAGUGAUCUUCAA
Molecule: messenger RNA, 615 nt
Organism: Triticum dicoccoides
Lineage: Eukaryota; Viridiplantae; Streptophyta; Magnoliopsida; Poales; Poaceae
Exons: 4
Coding region: 1-597 (198 amino acids)
Biological process (GO): transposition
Source: RefSeq, a predicted model, not a curated record